AGUAAAGAUGAAAGUCAACUGUCAAAUCAUUAUAUUAAAGUCAACAUAGAAUUAAGAAUAUAAUAUUUAAAUAAAAUCAAAGUAGUGAAUUAAAUAAAUUACAUAUUACUACGUAGGGAAUUCUUAUAUAAUAAUGUAAAAUGUCCUUAGAGCAAACAGCUUGUGAUGACCUGAAAGCUUUUGAACGCCGCUUGACUGAAGUCAUAGCAUGUCUUCAACCAGCUACUAUGAGAUGGAGAAUUCUCCUAGCAGUGGUGUCUGUGUGCACAGCUAUAGCUGCAUGGCACUGGCUGACUGACCCACUCACACCAGUAGUGUCCUUGACACAAUCACUUUGGAAUCAUCCAUUCUUUGCUUUAACUUCUACAUUUUUAGUAUUAUUGUUCAUGAUGGGAGUCCACAGAAGAGUAAUAGCACCUAGUAUAAUCACAGCACGAACACGGUCAGUGCUGAACGACUUUAACAUGUCAUGUGAUGAAACCGGAAAACUUAUCCUCAAACCAAGGCCAGCUAAUAAUUAAUUUUAUAUAGUGUCAAUUUAAUGGUUUAAUUUAUAAAUAAAACAAAAUACAAGGGA
Messenger RNA from Nymphalis io (European peacock), 577 nucleotides. It is a transcript of the gene Cnep1r2, whose product is annotated as nuclear envelope phosphatase-regulatory subunit 1 homolog. The record is from RefSeq and is a predicted model, not a curated record. The transcript is spliced from 4 exons. NCBI's taxonomy places the organism in Eukaryota, Metazoa, Arthropoda, Insecta, Lepidoptera, Nymphalidae. Gene Ontology annotation, cellular component: Nem1-Spo7 phosphatase complex; cytoplasm. Bases 141 to 521 code for a protein of 126 amino acids.